Messenger RNA from Mytilus californianus (California mussel), 1823 nucleotides. RefSeq names its product sushi, von Willebrand factor type A, EGF and pentraxin domain-containing protein 1-like. Lineage: Eukaryota; Metazoa; Mollusca; Bivalvia; Mytilida; Mytilidae. The record is from RefSeq and is a predicted model, not a curated record. The coding region runs from base 201 to 1658 and encodes 485 amino acids. The transcript is spliced from 10 exons.
CUGAUCUACCUAUAGUUCAAAAUGCCACCUCCAAGAUAGUGCAUGGUGAUAAUAAUGUGGUUUAUGAAUGCAAUGUAGAGCUAAAUUUAAUUGGAAAUGAAAAUAUAGAGUGUGAUCCUGACGGAAACUGGACAGACCGUUCAUUCAUUUGCAUUGAAUGUACAGAGCCACCCGCAGUUCAAAAUGCCAGCUUUAAGGUUAUGCCCGGUGAGAACAUUGUAGUGUAUGAAUGCGAUUCCGAAUUGAAUUUGAUUGGAAAUGAAAAUAUAGAAUGCCAGUCUGAUGGAAACUGGACAUACCCAUCGUUCAUAUGCAUUGCAUGUGUUGAACCUCCUGUUGUUGAAAAUGGUACCUACACAUUCGAAAUGUUUGACAACAAUCAUGUUGCCAGAUAUAGAUGUGUUGAUGGUUUCAACUUAAUUGGAAACGAUGUAAUAGAAUGUCAAUUAAAUGGUAGCUGGACAGAUCUUAAUUUAAAAUGUACAGACUGUCCUGAUCCACCAAAUAUAAUGAAUGCUGCUUUAAAUAUAAAGGAUAUUCGUCACGAUGACGUAGAUUUGACGUAUAUGUGUAACGAUGGUUAUUAUUUACUUGGUUCGGAAACUAUUUCAUGUCAAGCAAAUUUAUCCUGGUCUUCACCCACGUUUGUUUGCACAGGAUGUUCCAAUCCACCGAACGUAUUAAAUGCGACUUUAGAAUUUUUGAUUGAUACAAACAAUACAAUAUUCUAUUAUAAUUGUGAAGAAGGAUCACAUUUAAUUGGGAAUAGCAGCAUUAUUUGCCUCUCUUCAAACAAUUGGACGACACCUUUGUUCAAAUGCAGUGAUUGUUCAUAUCCGCCAUAUAUACAGAAUACAACAAUAGAAGUUGAAGUUGUUGCCGGCGAUCCUGUUGUCAAAUACAGUUGUUUAUCUGGGCUAACACAGAUUGGGAUCGAAUACACAGUAUGUGAAAAUGACACAUGGACGUCACCAGCAUUCGUUUGCUCUGCUUGUCCAUAUCCACCACAUACAGAGAAUACAACAAUAGAAGUUGAAGUUGUUGCCGGCGUUCCUGUUGUCAAAUACAGUUGUUUAUCUGGGUUUACACAGAUUGGGAUCGAAUACACAAUAUGUGAAAAUAAUACAUGGACCUUACCAUCAUUCAUUUGCUCUGCUUGUACAUAUCCGCCAUAUAUACAGAAUACUACGAUAGAAGUUGAAGUUAUUGCCGGCGAUUCCGUUGUCAAAUACAGUUGUAUCUCUGGACUAACACAGAUUGGAUUCCAAUACACAGCAUGUGAUAAUAACACAUGGGCAUUACCAACAUUUAUUUGCUCUGCUUGUACAUAUCCACCAUAUAUACAGAAUACUACAAUAGAAGUUGAAGUUAUUGCCGGCGAUCCCGUUGUCAGAUACAGUUGUAUCUCUGGACUAACGCAGAUUGGGUUCGAAUAUACAGCAUGUGAUAAUAAUAAAUGGACCUUACCAACCUUCAUUUGCUCAGAAUGUGGAUUUCCUCCUUCAAGACCUAAUGCAACAGUUCUUGUAGAGAAGACGCAAAAUGACAUUAUCGUAAAUUAUCGUUGUGACGAUGGAUUUAAAAUUACUGGACUAUCUACUUUGCAGUGCGAAAUGGGCACUUGGAUAAUUGGCAAUUUCACAUGUGUAUCCGAAUGAAAAAUAUCACAUUCGAGAUAUUUUAACAAUUGUCAAGACUAUAUUGAUUAGAUAAACCAUGAUGACGACAUUUCCAUGUAACUAAAGGUUAAAUGCAUUUAGAUUUAGCAUGGUAGUUUAAAAGGUAUCCAUUAAAAAACAAAACGGAUUUUGUAUUUGACAUCA